GCAGAGUGGCGUGCGGGGUGAGGCUAGCGUCGCUAGGCCUUGCCGGCGAGUGGCGGUGAGGGGGCCCGGGGCAAGGGCGGCGGGCGGAACCCCUGGGCCCGGCGCGGCGGGGCGACCGGAAGAUGGCAGAAUCUCCAUAGUAUAUCUAGUAUGAGUGCCACAUCUGCAUCUCUCAUCCAACUUCAGCAGUUUCAGCUCCACUGACUAAAGAAUAAAUAGAAUUUGUGUGAAUUCCUAACUCUCUGAAUUGAAAUAUAGACUGCGGUAUUAAUAUCCUUUUCUUCUUUUUUGUUAACAGUUCCUCAGAAAAUUAAAUGUCGUCAGAGGACCGAGAAGCUCAGGAGGAUGAAUUGCUGGCCUUGGCGAGUAUUUAUGAUGGAGAUGAAUUUAGAAAAGCAGAGUCUGUCCAAGGUGGAGAAACCAGGAUUUAUUUGGAUUUGCCACAAAAUUUCAAGAUAUUUGUGAGCGGGAAUUCAAAUGAGUGUCUCCAGAAUAGUGGCUUUGAAUACACCAUUUGCUUUCUGCCUCCACUUGUGCUGAACUUUGAGCUGCCACCAGAUUAUCCAUCCUCCUCCCCACCUUCCUUCACACUCAGUGGCAAAUGGCUGUCACCAACUCAGCUGUCUGCUCUGUGCAAACACUUGGACAAUCUGUGGGAAGAACACCGUGGCAGCGUGGUCCUGUUUGCCUGGAUGCAGUUUCUUAAGGAAGAGACCCUAGCGUACCUGAAUAUUGUCUCUCCUUUUGAGCUCAAGAUGGGUUCUCAAGGAAAAGUGCAGAGAAGGGCAGCGCAAGCCUUACCCAACACGGAGCUAGAUUUUAGAGGAGCUGCUGUAUCUGAUGUAGACCAAGAGGAAGUUGUGGAUGAGAGAGCCGUGCAGGAUGUGGAAUCAUUGUCAAGUCUGAUCCAGGAAAUCUUGGACUUUGAUCAGGCUCAGCAGAAAAAAUGCUUUAACAGUAAAUUGUUCCUGUGCAAUAUCUGUUUCUGUGACAAGCUGGGUAGUGAAUGCAUGUACUUCUUGGAGUGCAGGCAUGUGUACUGCAAAGCCUGUCUGAAGGACUACUUUGAAAUCCAGAUCAGAGACGGCCAAGUUCAGUGCCUCAACUGCCCAGAACCAAAGUGCCCUUCGGUGGCCACCCCUGGUCAGGUCAAAGAGCUAGUAGAAGCAGAGUUAUUUGCCCGUUAUGACCGCCUUCUCCUCCAGUCCACCUUGGACCUGAUGGCAGAUGUGGUCUACUGCCCCCGCCCAUGCUGCCAGCUGCCUGUAAUGCAGGAGCCUGGCUGCACCAUGGGCAUCUGCUCCAGCUGCAAUUUUGCCUUCUGUACCUUGUGCAGAUUGACCUACCAUGGGGUCUCUCCCUGUAAGGUGACAGCAGAGAAGUUAAUGGACUUACGAAAUGAGUACCUGCAAGCAGAUGAGGCCAAUAAAAGAUUUUUGGAACAGAGAUACGGUAAGAGGGUGAUUCAGAAGGCACUGGAAGAGGUGGAAAGUACGGAGUGGCUAGAAAAGAACUCAAAGAGCUGCCCGUGCUGUGGAACUCCCAUAGAGAAAUUAGAUGGGUGUAACAAGAUGACAUGUACUGGAUGCAUGCAGUAUUUCUGCUGGAUUUGCAUGGGUUCUCUCUCUAGAGCAAACCCUUAUAAACAUUUUAAUGAUCCUGCUUCCCCGUGUUUUAACCGGUUGUUCCAUGCUGUGGAUGUUAAUGGAGACAUUUGGGAAAAUGAGAUUGAAGACUAGUUAACUCCUAUUGUUCAAGAUAUGGAAGUGGAAUGGUUUUCCCUAAUCUUUUGUUCACUACACAGAGUUACCUUGCAGGAUAUUUAGGGUACCAUUCAUUCAAUCUUCCUAUGUAGAAGAUAUGGAAAAACAAAGUUUAUAUUUUCAUUUGAUACUACUGAUUAAGGCAUAUUUUUAUAUUUCUCAGUAUAACAUAAAUUGAGAAAAUUAUAAGCCAAAGGUUUAGAAAAUGAAAACUAGAGAAUAUUAAAUGUUACAAUGUAUCCCAACUCUGCAUAGUUAAAAAUUAAAUAUUUUCUUCCCCAAGCUAUAGAUAAGAAGAGGGGUCACAGGUUUAACUUACAGACCUUUUUAUCUCUGAGAAGGAUCCCUCUAAGGCACUCCUGUUGGGGCGCCCUCAGGACUACUACUUAACAACUGGGGUGGGUAAAAGCCUUGUUAAAAUUGUACUGAGAUUGUAACCUUUUACAAGCCUGAUCUCAUUGCUUCCAUGUUAUUCACAUUCCUUCCAACCUAAAUUUCUUCUGAGUGAGUUGUCCUUGGAGGAAACACUUUAUAAUUGAUUAGAUGGCCCAGUGUCAUUUUGCUCUUCUGCUUUUCGGAAUAGAGAUGUAUAUAGAUAAUUUAAAAAAUAUGUUUUAAUACCACAAACACCGUGGGUCACCUGAUAUUUAUUAGUGGUGUAUAGUCCACUGGUUCUGAACCAACUCUAGAAGAAGUUCAGCCCUUUUCAACUUUCCUGGGCAAUAGAUCCUAGAUUCAGAAUGACUUGUCUUUGCUACCUUUUGUUGCACAUUAUCCCUUUACUCCCACCCACCAUCAGUUGGUAAGGACAAUUUUAAUAACUCCAGCAGCUCAUGUUUUUAUUUCCUCUGCUGGAAUAGGAGAAAGCCCAACAUAUUCCCAAGCUGGACAAGCUGAGCUUCACUGUCCACACCACUGUAGUUCAGGAUUCUUUUUCUUUUUUAAGAUAUUCUCUAAUGAGCUAUGGGAAUUUAACUUCCUACCCUUUUUUUUGGUAACAGCAGUGUUUUGGGGCAUAAUUUUGGCUUGAUACCUAGAUACCAAGAUACCUGGUUUUUUGUUGGCUUUUUGAAAAAUUGUCUUUCCUUAUGGUUUGGUGAGUGGCUUGGUAGCAAAAUAAAAUUUUUUGGAAAAGAUGACAGGAAUUCAGCUGCAGUUUGUGAACAUGUUCUUUUUUCCUACCUUGUCAUUGAAAUUGGGGAAAUACUUUUAAUCAUUUUGUGAGUGUGCGCUGGUCCAAAGAGUCAGCAGGGUUUGUGUUUCUGGAUUGCCAAUAAGGAUGCUUAAUCUUAACAAUACCCACUGCUGUCAAGUCGGUUCCAACUCUUAGUGACCCUAUAGAACAGGGUAGAACUGUCCCAUAGGAUUUCCAAGGCUGUAG
Molecule: messenger RNA, 3144 nt
Organism: Trichechus manatus latirostris (Florida manatee)
Lineage: Eukaryota; Metazoa; Chordata; Mammalia; Sirenia; Trichechidae
Gene: RNF14
Product: ring finger protein 14
Exons: 9
Coding region: 315-1739 (474 amino acids)
Biological process (GO): ubiquitin-dependent protein catabolic process; protein polyubiquitination; positive regulation of proteasomal ubiquitin-dependent protein catabolic process
Cellular component (GO): ubiquitin ligase complex; cytoplasm
Molecular function (GO): ubiquitin protein ligase activity; ubiquitin conjugating enzyme binding; zinc ion binding
Source: RefSeq, a predicted model, not a curated record